AAACGUUAGUGCCUUACGUAUGAAGUUUGAUUUCUGCAGCUGGUGCCUGCGAGGAAGUCACCAGCCCCGACGUGAGAGAUUUGCAGCCUCUCUACCAAUUGUCACUUUUGCGAGAAGUGAAAGCGUUCACUUUCUGACCUACGCGACAGCUUUUAGAUCGUAGUAAAGAUGGAUAACAAGCGCUUCACAAUGAACCCCUUUGGAGAGUUGACGCUGUCAGCUGAAGAGCGCGCGAAGCUCGUGGCGAUCGCUGAUGAACUGGUGCUUGCGAAGUUCGAGGAAUAUGAAGAGCACCUGAACAUUGACAAGAAGGUCGACCUGACGCGCUGGAAAAAGUUCACCAACUCUGGCACAACGACGACGUAUCUCGAACGGAAGAACUCGAAUCCGAACUCCAAGUUACCUGCACUGCUCAUGGUCGGUCCACUGCCGGGUACACUGGACGAGAACAUGUUCGGUCUCGUUAGUCCGACUCUCGAAGCCAUGCGAAUCAAGUCCUCGUACCUGAGCGACUUUAGUGCUGCUGCAGUACUUGCAACGAUCGUGGAACCAUCCGCAGAGAGUCCAUUUCGAUCGGUAGUGGUAAAGUGGAUGGAGAUCGACAUUCCCGGUGCCUCCAUAGGUCUCGUACGCAACCGAGACUAUGUCUACGUUGAGAGUUCAGGCAUCCUUCGUCUCAAGAAUGGCGAACAAGUCGGCUAUCAUUUAUUCCACUCCGUUAACUUUCCAGAAGCUCAUGAGCUACCGAACCGAGUGCGUGGUAACAUGUCAUUCUGUGGUAUCUUCCACCAAGAGGGACCCGAUAGAACAGACUGCCGCGGCACGGGUAUCAUGGAUCCUGGUGGUGAUAUGAUCCGUGUGAUGGCUGUUAUGGGUAUGGUGCAGGCCACAAUGGCCGGUUUGAAGUACUCGUAUUGCGGACAAAUGAAGAAGUUGGCGUGGUUACUGGAGCAGCGACACACCCAAGCAAGAGAACGUGGUGCACCCGUAGCUGAGCCUGUGUGCGUGACGUGCUCUAAAUUGAUCAAAAACUCAAAGUUGAGCAUGGGCAAGUCGAGCAGCACGUGCAAAUUGUGCUUUGGAGCACUUUGUGGCACGUGUAAGAUCUCCAAGAAGCUGAGUUUCAUCACUCCAGAUCUGGAGCUCGCACAGCGAAAGGUCAACUUCUGUGUCAAGUGCCUAGUGGAAGCAACACGCAUGGACACACUGGAAGCUGCACGCCAGCAAUUUGUCUACAAGAAACCCGUUCAACCAAGUGUGUACGGCUCCUCAGUCGCCUCCGAUGCGAGCUCAGGCUCCGACAUUACAAACUCCACUAGAUCUCACGAUAGCACCGCCUAGUCAAUACAUAUCCAAUUUCUGGGGUGCUUGACUGUGCUUGAAUGUGCUUGAAUGCGCUUGAAUGUGCUUGAAGCGUAGCUCACAAUGAAGUUUUCCCAGUUUACUGAUACUGUUAAAGGGUUAACGUAGGCAGCACAGGAGCCAAGUUGAAGUGAAGUGUCCGUUUACCAGCAAACUCUUGCGAUCAAUUCACCAUCAACAAGCUCGUGCUUCAAGUCA
Phytophthora nicotianae INRA-310 is the source of this 1560-nucleotide messenger RNA. RefSeq lists its product as hypothetical. NCBI's taxonomy places the organism in Eukaryota, Oomycota, Peronosporomycetes, Peronosporales, Peronosporaceae. The transcript has a single exon. The record is from RefSeq and is a predicted model, not a curated record. Bases 169 to 1341 code for a protein of 390 amino acids.